Molecule: messenger RNA, 2280 nt
Organism: Astrephomene gubernaculifera
Lineage: Eukaryota; Viridiplantae; Chlorophyta; Chlorophyceae; Chlamydomonadales; Astrephomenaceae
Source: the annotation of a GenBank genome assembly
AUGGCAUAUACUUAUAGUAAUAAACUUUAAAAAUUAGGACGGUCGCUGCAAACGCCUCGCCAAAGUGGCUGUUGGUGAAGAAUGAGCACACAAAUGGCCCGCCGGCAAUUCAGCGCACAAAGGCAACAGGCCUUAAAUAGACAACAAUUCAUCUCAAGGCGGCCGUUAAUAACGUGUUCAACUUCGGCGGCAGGGACUCCCAGCACAGCUUCCGUUGGCGACAUCACAAGCGUCUACACCAGUCAAGCAUACUCCCACAAGCGAGCAGUAGGACCCGUACAGCUGGAAAUUGUACCAGGCAAGGGCCUCGGCUGGCGUGCAUCUCGUGACGUCGCAACCGGUGAGCUGCUGCUAGCGUCGCUGCCACUGGUCGUGAUGUACGGCAGUCCAGGCGAGCCGCCCUCCAAUGAUGAUCUGUUAAUGGCAGUACGGCAAUCGUACCCGCGAUUAACCAAGUUGGAGCGACGCUGGCUGGGGCUGUUAUGUGACUGUUGCGCCACCACCGCCCCAAGCACCCAACAUGGUACGACAGCACCUGCAGCAGCGGCGGUGCCACCGCCAGCGGCGGCAGCAGCAGCGUCGACGGCGGCGUCUGCGGUCUGUACGACAGAGGGGCUGCUAGCUCAGGCAAGAGCACUGCUGGCGGAAACGGCGGCAGGGGUGGCGGAGAGGGACGUUACGUCGUCGUCAGCAGGCGCUGAGGCCAGCGGAGGCAGCAACGCUGACAGCAACCCUGCCGCUGGCGCCGCCGUCGACGCCCCCUCGGCUGACGGCCUAGCACCCCUAACACCGCUACUCCCGCUUCUGAUCCAGCGGUACAGCUACUGCGAACCGCGGGAAGACCCGGCUGUAGCCGAGCUGCAACAGCUUCCGCCGGAGGCAGCCAUGAGCCCAGCAGGGCUGUGGCCUGAGGCCGCGUUGCUUAACCACAGCUGCUGCCCCAAUGCCUCAGUGCUGCUGGUGGGAGGCGCCAUGUAUGUGCGGGCGGGCAGGGCGCUGCUGCAGGGAGAGGAGGUGACGGUGUCGUACCUGGGAGGGAAAGGUCUCUUCCAGGACGUGGCUGAACGGCGGCGGCAGUUGCGGGGCAGCCACGGCUUCAUCUGCUGCUGCCCUCGCUGUAUCAUGGAACACGAACACUUCCCCACCCGCCGCUACCCGGAACUAUUGGAGCAGCAGAAGCAACAGCAGCAGAAGCAACGCACGAGGAACAGUAGCAGCAGCAACAGCAGCAGCGGCGGCGGCGGCGGCGACGGCGGCGACAGCAACCAGGGUAUAGAUGAUUCCUUGCUUGCUUCAGCGCUCAUGAGCCGACGGGGCGCAGGCGUCAACAGCACUGCUGCUGCUGCUGCUGGUGGCGGUGGCGGUGGUGGCGCUAGAGCAAAGGGGCCGCUGCAGGCGGUGCUGGAUGCGGUUUUCGGGCCCGGUCGUUUCCGUACCACGGGGCUGGCGCCAGAUCACCGAGUGCUGGCGACAGCCAAUGCGGUGCUGGCGGCUGAGUGGGAGGCGGCGGCGCAUUCGGCGCUGACGGCGGCGACGGCGCCGCGACGGCAGCAGGCGGAAUUGCUUGAUAAGCUGGAAGGAGCGCUGGGGGCGGUUGAGAGCGCGUGCUCCUACCUAGAUCUGCCGCCCAAGGGUCGGCUUAUGGUGUUCGCAUCAGUGUACGGCGUCGUAAGGCUGACGUGUGAUCUUGCGGAGCUGCUAGCCAUGACUACGAGUACGACGAGUACGGCAACGGGGGCGACGGUUAGAGGUAACGGUAUCAACGGUUUUGAAGCGCGUGGUCUAGUGGAUCCGAAGUCGGAUGCAGCAGCGGCAGCAGCAGCGGCAGUGGCAGCGAUAGGAGGAGGGAAAGUAGGGGCAUCAAUGGUUUCGGAGCGAAGGCUACAGCUGCUACAGCUGGCGGCAGCGGUGACGGAGUCCGUGGCUCCUGGCAGUGAUGCUCACGUGACGGCAGCGGUCAAGGUAAAUGACAACAAAUUAGUUUUUACCUUUUUACCUUAAUGCUGCACAUGUGCGCAUUCCACUGAACUCUGGUGGUCCUAGAGAACUACUGGCAUCGCAUGGACGUGUGCAGAGCACGGUUUGCAGUACACCUGUACGACAGCAUACUUACCGUUGAGUCAGGCAGUUGUUACCGCGCUUUGUCGUUCAACACCACUCCCCGCUCAUGUAGUCGCGUGACAACCCUUUUACCCAAAGGCGGCAGGCGUGGCUCGACGCGUGUACGGCUCGCAACAUCCGGAGGCGCGACGAGCGGAACUGGCGGCGGCGACAGCCCAC